AUGGAGAGUGACUCUACCGAUCCAACGUCUCCUUACAACGGACCGAGUCUCGGCGCCACCAUCCUCAGAGACGAAAGCCCGCUGGAGUGCUACCUCCGUAGCGACUGCUCUUUCGACGGUGCCUACUUCCUCGUCCUCAUCCGAAGCUCAAGCCAGCCGGCUGGCACAAUGGCCACUCCGACGAUUGACGACGCACGUUCUACCGCCCGCCGAAACUCGUGGCCCCUCGGGCAGGGGCAACCUCACGUCCCGCGUAAUUCCGGCAGCAGUCUGCGGGUAUCUGCAUCCACUGCGGACUUCGACUCCCGUUCCGAUUUCAUCUCGAACACCGCUACAACGGCGAAGAAGAAGGCGAUGAAGCUACGGCUUGAGCUGGAGAGGAUGCCGCUCGGGGAGGAGAUAAGGCAGCUCUUCUUUGCUCGGAAGCCUCGCGGUGCGGCCCCGAUCCUUUUCAGCUCCACACGUGGGGUCGGACGCGGGGAGGUCGGCGUCUCGGGAGCGAACUCAGGCCUCCUCGGCCGAUCCCGACUGGACGCCGCAAACGAACAACAAGCCACUCCCGACCUGCUCCUCCGCCCUCUACGAGCAAACCUGGGCGCCGUCGCCGCCGUCGGCGUCGGCGCCGGCCUCGUCUACGCAUACGCCAAGCCCAAACCUCCUACCGUUUUUGGCGGCUUCAACCCGCAAUACCUGCGCCUCGACAGCGUCGAGCAAGUCAACCACAACACCAAGCGCCUGCGCUUCGCCUUUCCGAACCCCGACGACCUCUCCGGCCUGCCAUUGACCU
Lasiodiplodia theobromae is the source of this 787-nucleotide messenger RNA. RefSeq names its product NADH-cytochrome b5 reductase. The annotation marks the transcript as partial. The transcript has 5 exons. NCBI's taxonomy places the organism in Eukaryota, Fungi, Ascomycota, Dothideomycetes, Botryosphaeriales, Botryosphaeriaceae. The record is from RefSeq and is a predicted model, not a curated record.